UGGAAAACGUAUCAAAGAAAAACAACCCAAGAGAAACGGCAAGUUGGCUGUCAAUCAUGUUUUUCUGGUGGAUGAAUGACGUGUUGACACUCGGAAGUAAACGGCCACUGACAGAUGAGGAUUUGUUUCCGCUUCUUGAUGAUUACAAAGCCGAGGUACUUGUAGAAAAAGCUGAGAGGUGUUGGUUCGAUGAACUCAAAAGGAGUCAAUUAAAAAAUACGAAACCACGUUUAUGGAAGGCAAUGGUCGGACUUAUUUCCUGGAGAUCGCGUUUUGUGAUGAUAAUUUUCUUAACACUUCGGUGUGUAAGUUUUGUCUGCUUGCCAGUAUGUCUUUGGCUUGUGUUGAAGACGUUAAAUGAUGGGCCAAAUAUGGACAUGAAGUGGGCGUUCAUCUACGUGGCACUUUUAGGGAUAACAAGCGUGAUACAAGGUGCAUCCACACAACACUACAAUUACACAACCGAACUUUGGGGGUUGAAGCUGAAAGUGGCAUUAAUUGGACUCGUGUACAAGAAGGUAGUGCAACUUGAAUUGUAACUGUAAAAAAUCUGAAAGUUGGGCAGGGGAGGGUAAUUCAAGAGGGGUUAGUAUUACUCACUCCCCUGUGGGACAUAAGGCAACAACAAUCCCCCUCUUUCUUCCCUUUUUUUGCGCGAGAUGUAUUGCUUCAUCCCAAGUGAGUUUUACGUAGCUGAGCUCAGAAAUGAAAGUUCGGUCCCAGUUGGUUUUUAGCCGACCAGGUUUCCUUUGGUCAGGAUGUGUCCAUCAUUAGGUGACCUUUGGAAUACGAGCUUGAUCCAUUCUUAGUACGUGGCCCAGCGACCGGAUUCGCUUGCGCGUUUGAUUUCCAUGGCAAUACUCUGGUAAUCAGUUUUUCUGCAAAGCUCCUUAUUUGAGAUAAUAUUUGGCCAGAAGAUGCGCCCUUUUUGAGAUAAGAGACAGUUACUGCCCAGAAUUUAUCAGCCUUUUUACAGGCUGCGACAGUCUUCCUAGAUCCCCGCUUUUUUGUUUUGCUUUGCUUUGGCCUAAGGACAUAUUUCCACAGGUAAAAAAACUAAAAUUCGUUAGAAUUCACUUUUGGCCAUCAACGUUGUACAGUUGUUUAGACUCUCCUUAUGGAAAGGCGAAAAAUAAGCCACCGCCAAGUCUUAACUACCAUUUCUCUUCACAUUUUAGGUUCUUUCUCUAAAUCGUUACAGCCUGGAAGCAACAAUGUCUGGAAAUACGAUCAACCUAGUCUCCAAUGACACUCAAAAAAUUGAGAAGAGCUUGAACCAAAUGGGUUAUAUGCUAUCUGCACCGCUGGAACUCGUAAUCGGCUUGAUAAUCCUGUGGUACUUGAUUGGUUGGGAGGCUCUAAUUGGUGCAGUCAUAUUUUUCGUUUUAGUUGCCUUUCAAAUGUUAAUGGUAAAAAAAGCUGCUAAGCUCAGGAAGAUGGCGGCCGCUUUUACAGACAAACGGCUCGUGGUAAUGAAUGAAAUCAUCACCGGGAUACGAGCAGUGAAGAUGUAUGCUUGGGAGUGGAAAUUCAGAGACGCUGUGUGCGAGAUUCGCAGGAAAGAGAUGGCUCUUCUUCGUUUGAAAGGUAUCAUUGUCUCAAUGGUGGUUGUUUUAUUUUUCACAACACUUCCCAUCGCCGCUCUGAUUUCAGCAGCCACGCUGAUUUUGACAGGAACUCACUUAUCAUCAGCCACGAUAUUCACUCUUCUGUUAGGCUUAGUGACGCUAAGGACAACAUUUUGCUACAAUUUGAGUAUAGCCAUGCACAAAGUGGCAGAUGCCAAAGUGGCGAUUGACAGAACGCAGAUUUUUCUUAAUGGCGAAGUAUCAAAGUUUGAAGAGCCCGAAAAACACAACACGUGUGUUAAGCCUUUAACAAGACAAUUGAAUCUUGACGCUAGCCUUGCAGUCCCAUUUGAAAAUAGCGAGAAAAAGGAAGUCGUCAAAUUGACUAACUACGUGAUACGAGACGAGUUUCCGACACUCAAAAGCACUGACACGAAUACUUCGAGUAAUUUUUGUAACUUUCUGUCACAUCCCUUUACGGAUCAACUAUUCUCAGACACAAGAAAGCCUUAUCUGUUAAUUUCUGAUGCAUCGUGUUCAUGGAAUCAAGAUAACCGCGCCAAAACCUUAAACAACAUCACCUUAAAUGUCGGAUGUAACGAUAACAUGUUAGCGAUAACAGGUGCAGUAGGAAGUGGAAAAUCCUCUCUGCUAACAGCCAUUCUUGAAGAACUACCUCUAUGUGCAGGACACGUAUCGUUUUAUGGAAAAGUAGCCUACGUUCCUCAAAUCCCCUGGGUGUUUUCUGGGACUAUAAGGGAGAACAUCUUGUUUGGUCUGCCAUUUAACCAGGAAAAGUUUCUAAAUGUUGUUCACGUGUGUGGUUUGACGAAAGACUUGGCCGUCUUCAGCAAUGGAGACAUGACGGAAAUUGGACAGCGUGGAGUUACUCUCAGUGGAGGUCAGAAAGCGCGUGUGGGUUUAGCUCGUGCAGUGUAUUCAGACGCUGAUAUUUACCUGCUGGAUGAUCCCUUUAGUGCAGUUGAUAUUAAGGUGGGAAGAAGACUUUUUGACGCCUGUAUAGUCGGCCAUUUAUCGGGUCGCAUUCGUUUGCUUGUUACCCACCAGUUGCAGUAUUUGAAAGACGUCCACGACAUUGCUGUGAUGGAAAACGGUUCAAUCGUUCAUCAGGGAGGUUAUAUGGAGCUUAAAGAAAAGGGAAUACUUUCACAAAUUUUGGAAUUGUCUGAGCCCGUUGAAGAUCAGUCUAUGCUUGAGGAUAGACUUGAUGAGCAUAGUGAUACAGUGGUUUCAAAAAGGGUGAUUCAUACACCUUCAAUUCCUUUAGCCCCGGUUAUAAAACACACUGAAGGUGAACACAACGCAGCUUUUGAAGGUGACCUACAAUUGCCAGAACUACCGCAGGGUGAAAACGGUCACGAUGUUAAUAUGAACGAUGAACUGAACGUUCAAACUACCAACUUUCCUGUCCUCUCAACCACGUCUUGGUCCAAAGAUGAUGAACACGGGACAGUCCUUGAUCUGAAGGAAGAGGAGGAAAGUAAAACAGCUGGAACUGUUGACUGGAGACUCUACUGGAAUUUCUUUAGGGAAGGACUGCCAGUUCCAAUGAUAAUCACCCUUGUCAUUUUAUUGAUAUUGGCACAAGUUUGCCUCAUAGCUCCAAACUGGUGGUUGGCCAGAAUGGCAGAGAUGUCACAGGAGCAACAAAAAGCACCCAUCAUUCAAGCUAUUCACGCCACUCUGGUAGCGGUGUCCAUCGUUGUCAUGGCAGUGUCGUCUUUCUUUUUCACUUACACCCUCCUGAAAGCAGCUGAGAACCUUCACAACAAAAUGACGCUGUCGACUAUCAAAGCACCUGUGUUGUUUUUUGACACAAACCCAGCAGGGCGAAUCCAGAAUCGCUUUUCCAAAGAUGUUGGUUGCAUGGACGAUGUGCUGCCACUGAUAUUUCUUCACGCUUGUAUAUCUUGCCUCUUCGCGAUCUGUGUCACAAUCGUUCCCGCUGUGGUGAACUACUGGCUUUUCUUGGCUCUUCUUCCAUUUGUUAUGUUAUUUAGUUAUUUUGCACGCUAUUAUCUGAAGUCUUCCAGAGAACUCAAGAGGAUUGAGGCCAUCAAAUGCAGUCCUGUGUACUCACACAUCACAGAAACAGCAAAAGGACUCGAAAUAGUUCACACUUCAAACAUGAACAGGACAUUUCUGGACAGGCUUGAGAGAAAACCCUUACAUGUACCCCUGAGACUUUACCCAACUGACCUCUUUAUGUCUUUACCACGGACUAAAUUAGCCAAUCAUUUCCAUAAGAACAUGAAAAGUGGGCAAACCAGUCAUUUAGUUCUAUAUUUCAGCGAAAAAGUGGCCUUUACGUGUCAUUUUACACCUCUAAUGUUAUUUAUUGUAGUUUUCCUCAGCAAAAAGUUCCGUUAUGCACGUAUAUUACUCAUGGUGUGUUCAUAUACAAUUUUAUUGCCCUUGUUGUCCACAGCAUUAGCUGGACUUGCUCUUACCUACGCACUGCAAACAUUAAACAUUACUCAACAUGGCGUACGAUUAGCUUCAGAAGUGGAAAACUUGAUGACGUCAGUAGAACGUGUCAUGUCGUACACCAAACUGGAUCCAGAGGUCGGCUACAACACUGAAACCCGCCCUCCAGUGUCCUGGCCUAAUGAAGGAAGUUUGACGAUAAAGGACCUUUCUUUAGUUUACUUCAAAGGAGGGCCUCGCGUCUUAAGGAACAUUAACGUUCAUGUUUCUAGUAAGGAGAAGGUGGGAGUUGUUGGUCGUACCGGCGCUGGAAAGUCAUCUUUGGUAUCCGCUUUGUUCCGUAUGCCAGAUCCUUUAGGAAAGGUGUUUAUCGAUGGAAUUGAUAUUGAGUCUGUCGAUCUCCAGGAAGCCCGUAAGUCCAUGGCUGUUAUAACCCAGGAUCCGGUACUAUUUGGAGGUACAUUGAAACGGAACUUGGACCCGUUCUCACAAUACACGGAUGAGGACCUUUGGACCGGGCUGAGGGAAGUGCAGUUAAAGACUCUCGUGGAAAACCUACCAGGGAAACUCGAAUUCAAGCUGAAAGAGUGUGGAACAAACUUAAGCGUUGGUGAGAGGCAGUUGGUGUGCUUGGCUCGUGCACUGGUCCAGAAGAGCAAGAUCAUCAUCAUGGAUGAAGCCACCGCUAAUGUGGAUUUCAAGACUGACCGUCUGAUCCAGGAAGUCAUUCGUGACAAGUUUAAGGAUUCCACAGUCAUUACUAUUGCUCAUCGACUGAACAACAUCCUGGAUUACGACAAGGUGCUGGUUCUUGAUGGUGGACAAGUAGUAGAGUUUGACAAACCUGAAGUGUUGAUAAAAAAGGGAGGACUAUUUGCUGAGAUGAUCAGAAGUCAGAACGAAAGCACAAAAGAUUACACGUGAUAUAGUAAGCCAAGAUUUAACGCCAGAAUAUUUCCAGCAUUAACUGUGGUAAAACCCUUGUAAUUUGAAAGUAUGUGAGUCUGGCGGAAUGGAACACUAUCUAUCUUUUCUAACUAUUGUAAAUAUAAUAAGGGAUAGCAGAAGUUAUCUCGGUGUCCAUGCAGUCCUCUUUGCAUGUAUAUAUUGGCAACGCAUACAAGCACAAAUCUUUUCUUGUUUUUUUCUGUAAAGUUUGUUUCAAUUUUGUUGACGAU
Messenger RNA from Orbicella faveolata, 5194 nucleotides. Its product is annotated as ATP-binding cassette sub-family C member 4-like. Gene Ontology annotation, cellular component: membrane. Gene Ontology annotation, molecular function: ATP binding; ABC-type transporter activity; ATP hydrolysis activity. Gene Ontology annotation, biological process: transmembrane transport. The record is from RefSeq and is a predicted model, not a curated record. NCBI's taxonomy places the organism in Eukaryota, Metazoa, Cnidaria, Anthozoa, Scleractinia, Merulinidae.